Molecule: messenger RNA, 2112 nt
Organism: Planococcus citri (citrus mealybug)
Lineage: Eukaryota; Metazoa; Arthropoda; Insecta; Hemiptera; Pseudococcidae
Product: inactive ubiquitin carboxyl-terminal hydrolase MINDY-4B-like
Exons: 11
Coding region: 231-1502 (423 amino acids)
Biological process (GO): protein K48-linked deubiquitination
Molecular function (GO): cysteine-type deubiquitinase activity; K48-linked deubiquitinase activity
Source: RefSeq, a predicted model, not a curated record
GCUGAGCUGACUCGUGCUCGUGCAGUAUUUUGAACCACUGCGUAACCAAUAAUAAUGAAACGCGUUAUUUACCAUUGAUUAAUCAACAUUUCACACGCCAUAUAACACCGGCACCAACACCGGUAUAGACUACCACCCCUGUCUACGUAAUACUCGUGUAAAAUUCACACAUAGAUACCUGCGAACCCUCCCGAAUAAAAAGAAGAAAACAUCGAUAUGGUACAGAUAUUAUGGGCAUGAUAAGACACCCACAGCCAGCUACGCAUACUACGUCGAAAACGGACGACGAUGGAAAGCUGAGGAAAUUCGAGGAUGUGGCCAAAUGCGUCGUACAGAAUGUAAAAACAUCUUAUAUGAUUAAAGAUCGAAUUAUGUACGCUCGCAGUCAGCAAAGACCCCACAGGCCGCCGAUUUGCGGAGGGCAGCCGAUCACCCCUGAGAUAGCAACGGCAUUAAGAGUCUUAGUAUUUGGCGGUUGUGCUACUCCACCUCGAGGAGAAUGGCUGAGAACUGGAUUAGUAUUCAGGGAAUCUGAGAAAGAUCUCGCAUACGGGUUACGUGCUCCGAGAAAUGGAACUAGAGGAUUACUAUCCGCAUUGCAGGCGUAUAUCUUGAAGUAUUUACUAUUCGAAAGGAAAAAUGAGAGGAAACUAAGUGCAGACGAACUAUUAAAACCGAACAAAUGUGAUCAAACUGACGCACUGUGGAAAGCAUUAAGCGAUAUUUUAUGGAAAAUAGGCGAAAAGAAAAAAGCUGUGAUUGCUCUGCCCCAAGAAAAAGCCUACGUACCACAUUCCAUCGCCUAUUUUCAAGACUCAGUCACCGAAAAGCUGCAUAUUUUCGAAAUUUCGGAAGAAGAAGAGUUACAAAUUUUUCUCAAACGGUAUAUCUAUAUUUUUCAAGACGAACCAGGACCAGGUUCACUAUUGCUACUUUACAGCGCUGUGUUGACGCGUGGAAUCAAAAAAGUAAAAAGCGACUUCAUCGAUGAAAAGCAACAUUUGGUGAUGAGUUCCGAAGAAGGUAGCCAAUGCAUUGUAAUGUUAUUACUCACAGGAAGAGCCAGUUCGUUCCUCCAUAACGGUGUGGUUUACGUGGGCGAUGAAGACCAUUACGCCAAGGCUCAUUUCGGAGUGUUGACCAGAAGCGAAAUAGGAUUCUUGUUUUAUGAAGAAGAUAUGGGCGAACGAGCUCCUGGGUCUAGACUGAAGACUCCCUCGUUGCCCAUUUGGGUUGUGUACUGUUUGGGUCAUUUUGGCGUCAUAUUUAAUACGAAUAAAGAACUUUUGAGAAAUUAUCACGCUGAGAGAAGGUUUGAAUUAAUAUAUUACACGUGUGGUGGAAGCCGAUGUCAGCUAAUUGUUGAUACGAGAAGUAAUUCGUUAGGGUCUUCGAAAUUGGAUGAAAAUGCUCCGACCAUGAUGGUGAAUUUGGAGAAAUUAAUUCAUACGAAAUGGGAAGACGCUCACAUCGAAUGGAACGGAUCGACUAAUGUAAUUUAAAGAAUUACCGAGAGCACACAGAAAACAGCAUCUUUCAGUUUGUUUUUUAAUUCUUGAUAACCAGACGAAAAAUUGAUUCGGAUGAAAAAUUGAUAGAUUGUUGCGUAUGCUGCGAGGAUUUUCUUUCCUUUUCUUUUCUUCUUUGUUUCGUAUAAUUUUUUUCCUCUUUUGUUAAAACGGGUUCCACUUGGAAUAUUGUUCAAGCCUGGAGGUUCUUUUCCCUCGAUGACGAAUAGUUUGACUGAACUUUUUAAUGUGUAGAAUAUUAUUCGUAGUUUUAAAUUCAGAUCUAUGCUUGGGGAAAUAUAUUGCAUUUUAUUUUUGGUCGAUGUUUGAAGAUAUUUUGGUGAGCAAGUAGGUAUCUUAAAAUGUAAAUGUAAGUACUGGCACGUUUAAGAUUCAGGUACCUAUCAAAAAUCUGAUAGAAAUGGUCAAAUUUGAGAAUUUUAUAAUCUUAUGAUAAAGAAUACAGAUUGUCAAAUAAAUUAAGUAUAGGUACCUGUUAAAGAAAAAAAAAAUGUGUUUGUUCAUGUCUAUUAAAUAUAAGUAUUUAUUCUGCAUGUUAAAUUAUUGCAAUGCAAACAUGAUAAGAAUAUAAUUUCAAUGUGUA